AAUUGGCGAUUUCUCCUGAUUUCCAUGUUCCUCCUCCAGAUUCUACCACUGCUGCCAUCAUAGUAGCCCUCAGUAUCCUCACCCACCCAGAAGGUAGAAGAAAGAGUGCUUCAUGACUUCCUAAGGAGAGAGAUGUUUUAUUUAGUGUUUAUGUACAAAAUUCAUAUCCUGCCUUUUUGCCCUCAUUAGGGCCACCAAGGCAGCUAACAGGUAAACUCAGAUAUGCAAACAACAGCAAUUAUAAAAAUGAUGUGAUGAUCAGAAAAGAAGCAUAUGUCCACAAGAGUGUGAUGGAAGAGUUAAAGCGGAUAAUUGAUGACAGUGAAAUUACAAAAGAAGAUGAUGCGUUAUGGCCACCACCUGACAGAGUUGGACGGCAGGAGCUUGAGAUUGUGAUUGGUGAUGAACACAUAUCAUUUACUACAUCAAAAAUUGGUUCUCUCAUUGAUGUAAAUCAGUCCAAGGAUCCAGAGGGUCUAAGAGUAUUUUACUACCUUGUCCAGGACCUCAAGUGUCUAGUCUUCAGUCUUAUUGGAUUGCACUUCAAAAUUAAGCCAAUUUAAAUUGUAUGGUCAAAUUUGUACUGUAAAAAUUUCCUGUCAUUCCUUAUGUCUUCUAUUAAAUGACUUUUGUGUA
This is a messenger RNA of Sphaerodactylus townsendi, 636 nucleotides long. RefSeq names its product mago homolog, exon junction complex subunit (gene MAGOH). The transcript is spliced from 5 exons. NCBI's taxonomy places the organism in Eukaryota, Metazoa, Chordata, Lepidosauria, Squamata, Sphaerodactylidae. Gene Ontology annotation, cellular component: catalytic step 2 spliceosome; nucleus; exon-exon junction complex. Gene Ontology annotation, biological process: RNA splicing. The coding region runs from base 255 to 563 and encodes 102 amino acids. The record is from RefSeq and is a predicted model, not a curated record.